Molecule: messenger RNA, 1980 nt
Organism: Chaetomium strumarium
Lineage: Eukaryota; Fungi; Ascomycota; Sordariomycetes; Sordariales; Chaetomiaceae
Exons: 11
Biological process (GO): transmembrane transport
Cellular component (GO): cytosol
Molecular function (GO): oxidoreductase activity; transmembrane transporter activity
Source: RefSeq, a predicted model, not a curated record
CAACACACGUUCCUCAGAGUCGCACUCGGCCUCUUCCUCUCCUUGCUCGACUCCUCCAUCGUCGCCACUUCCCUCUUCACCAUCGCCGUCGAGUUCGGCGACGUCGACAGCAUCAACUGGGUCGCGCUGGCCUACACGCUCACGUACCUCAGCUGUGCCGUGCUCUACGCUCGCAUCUCGGACGUCGUCGGCCGCCGAGUCGCCUUCAUCUCUGCCUACGUCGUGUUCAUCGUCUUCUCGCUGGCGUGCGGGUUCAGUCAGGCGAUGGGGCAGCUCAUCGCCUUUCGGGCGAUCCAGGGGUUGGGCGGGUCUGGACUGUAUAGUGUCUCGAUGAUCACUCUUCCUGAGCUGACGCCGACUCAUCUCCAGAAGCAUAUCGCAAGUCUUGUGGGAUUAGUGAUAGCUUCCGCGGGGGUGUUGGGCCCUGUUCUGGGAGGCAUCCUCACGCAGUACACGAGUUGGAGAUGGGUGUUUUGGAUCAACGGACCGGUAGGUGGCUUCUCCCUCCUCGUCUUCAUGCUCGCCUGGCCGGAUAAGAGGCAUCUCCCGUCGCUGGAACGCCGCGCCUGGAAAGACGUCGACUUUAUCGGCGCGUUCCUCCUGAAGGUAAAAUCGAGGCGAAGGUCUUGGGCUUUCUGGUGUUUGUUGGCCUCGGUUUCGGGCUCCUCUGCCCAAGGCAUCAUGUCCCAGGUCCGCAUCUUUGGCGGCAGCAUCGGCAUUGCCGCGUCGUCGGCCAUCCUGGGCACCAAGACCCGCGCGGUGCUAGCCGGCGGGAGCGUGCCGCCCGAGGCACUUGCCAACCUAGCAUCAGACAGCCUGGCGCCGGAGCAGUGGGCGCUCAUCAGGAGGCUGUACACGGACGCCCUGAAGGAGGACAUGAUUGUGUGCUGCGCCGUGCUCGCUGCCGCGACCAUCUGCACUCUUGGGGUCUGCCGCAGGAACAGGGUCUCUUUCGAGGAGAUGAUGAAGCAGCGGCAUCUCGAGGAAGGUGAGAGGAGAAAGGCAGCUCUGGACUCGGAUACGGGCCCCACGGACACUGCACGAUUCCUGUUCCAAGCUCAAGCUCACUCCCACUGCCGACCCCACUUUCGUUCCGUAUUCCCGGCAACACCUACACCCUACUCCUCCUCUUUCUUCUUCUCCGCUUCAGCAGUGCGAACAACCAUGUCCGCCGCCAUGGCCAAGCGCCUCGAGGGCAAGACGAUAGUCAUCACGGGCGCCUCAUCGGGCAUCGGCCGGAGCUGUGCCUUUGAGUUUGCGCGCACGGCGCCCAAGGACCUGAAGCUGGUCCUCACGGCGCGGCGAGUCGACCGGCUGCAGGAGAUUGCCGCGCAGAUCAAGGAGGAAGUUGGCGACGGCGUCAGGGUGCUGCCCGUCGCGCUGGACGUGGCCGAUCCCGAGCAGGUGCGGGGCUUUGUCGGGGGCUUGCCUGAGGAGUUCAGGAGCAUUGAUGUGCUCGUCAACAAUGCGGGGCUGGUCAAAGGAGUCGCCCGCGCACCUGAGAUUGCCGAGGAAGACAUCAACGUCAUGUUCCAGACCAAUGUCACCGGCCUGAUCAACAUGACCCAGGCCGUCCUGCCCAUCUUCAAGGCUCGGCCCGACGGCGGCGCCGGCGACAUCAUCAACAUUGGCAGCAUUGCCGGACGGGAGCCCUACGCCGGCGGCAGCAUCUACUGCGCCACCAAGGCUGCCGUGCGCGCCUUCACCGAUGCUCUGCGCCAGGAGCUGAUUGCCACCCGCAUCAGGGUCAUGGAGAUUGACCCCGGGCAGGUUGAGACGGAAUUCUCCGUCGUUCGGUUUUACGGAGACAAGUCCAAGGCGGAUGCUGUCUAUGCUGGCUGCGAUCCCCUGACACCCGACGACAUUGCCGAGGUCGUCGUCUUUGUUGCAGGGCGGCGCCAGAAUGUCGUUAUCGCCGAUACGUUGAUCUUCCCCAGCCAUCAAGCUGGCGCUGGUGUCCUCCACCGCAAACAGACAUGA